Molecule: messenger RNA, 5500 nt
Organism: Globicephala melas (long-finned pilot whale)
Lineage: Eukaryota; Metazoa; Chordata; Mammalia; Artiodactyla; Delphinidae
Gene: RELCH
Product: RAB11 binding and LisH domain, coiled-coil and HEAT repeat containing
Biological process (GO): intracellular cholesterol transport
Cellular component (GO): trans-Golgi network; recycling endosome
Molecular function (GO): protein binding
Source: RefSeq, a predicted model, not a curated record
AGGAAGACGCCUGCAGAGCCAGGCUGCUGCUGCAGCUGCGGCUGAGGCAGAGGGUGGUGCUGCUUCCAGACCGUUUGCCUCCGAGCCUGGGCCUGGUCUCCAAGUGAGGAGGCGGGACGUGGCCAAUCCGGGGCCCUGAAGGUGCCCAGUGCCCGCUGAGGCUUAGUGGGGAUUCAGGCUGCGGCCUGUCAGAGCCAGACAGGGAGGCGCCCACGCUCCUGACAGUAUAAGAUGGCGGCGAUGGCGCCUGGAGGUGGUGGCGGCGGCGUGAAUCCAUUCCUCAGCGAUUCGGACGAGGACGACGACGAGGUUUCAGGGACCGACGAGCGGCGGGCAGGACUUCGGCUGAGUUCCGGGGUCGGCCUAGAUCCUGGCUCUGCGGACUCGCUAUCGCCUCAGGAUCCCGUGGCCUUAGGGAGCAGUGCACGACCAGGGCUCCCUGGGGAGGCGUCGGCGGCUGCGGUGGCCCUGGGGGGCACUGGCGAGACCCCGGCCCGAUUGUCAAUUGAUGCGAUCGCGGCUCAGUUGUUGCGCGAUCAAUACUUGCUGACCGCCCUGGAGCUGCACACCGAGCUGUUAGAGAGUGGCCGCGAGCUCCCUCGGCUGCGCGAUUACUUCUCCAAUCCCGGCAACUUCGAGAGGCAGAGCGGGACCCCGCCGGGGUUAGGGGCGCCGGGGAUCCCUGGAGCAGCCGGCGUUGGAGGCGCAGGAGGUCGGGAGCCGAGUACUACGUCGGGUGGGGGACAGCUCAAUCGAGCUGGGAGCAUCAGUACCCUUGAUUCUUUAGACUUUGCGAGAUAUUCAGAUGAUGGUAACAGGGAAACGGAUGAGAGAGUGGCAGUCCUGGAGUUUGAACUACGGAAAGCCAAGGAGACCAUUCAGGCCCUCCGAGCCAACCUGACAAAGGCUGCAGAACACGAAGUUCCUUUACAGGAACGAAAAAAUUACAAAUCAAGUCCUGAAAUUCAGGAGCCAAUCAAACCUCUUGAAAAGAGAGCUCUAAACUUCUUAGUCAAUGAAUUUUUAUUGAAGAAUAACUACAAGCUGACAUCAAUAACCUUUUCAGAUGAAAAUGAUGAUCAGGAUUUUGAACUAUGGGAUGAUGUAGGAUUAAACAUUCCAAAACCUCCAGACUUAUUGCAACUCUACCGAGAUUUUGGAAAUCAUCAAGUGACUGGGAAAGAUCUUGUGGAUGUGGCCAGUGGUGUAGAAGAAGAUGAAUUAGAGGCUCUGACACCAAUUUUAGUUAACCUUCCUCCAACCCUUGAAACUCCUGCUGCUGUAGAGAACUCCUUGCUAGUAAAGAAAUUAGAAGAUAAAAUUAGUUUAUUAAAUAGUGAGAAAUGGUCUUUGAUGGAACAAAUCAGAAGACUUGAAAGUGAAAUGGACUUCCUCAAAAAUGAACACUUUGCCAGCCCUGUAGUUUGUGACUCUGUUCAGCCUUCUUUGGAUCAGUCUCCCCACAAGGACUCUGAAGACAGUGGACAGAAUUCAGUUAUAAAUAGUUCAGACAUGGGAGAAAACAAGGAUAUCCAUCUUUCAAAAUCAGAUGAAAUUGAUUCCACUAUUCCUAAAGAGAAUUUCCCACGUUCUUUCCCCAGGAGAGAAAGAGAAGGAAUGCCAUCUUCUUCUCCAUCAAAUAAAAGCACAGUCCAUUUUGAUAAACCCAAUAGGAAGUUGUCUCCUGCUUUCCAUCAAGCACUACUCUCUUUCUGUCGAAUGUCAGCAGAUAGUCGUUUAGGAUCAGAGGUGUCUCGGAUUGCAGACAGUGAGAAAAGUGUUAUGUUAAUGCUGGGGCGCUGCCUGCCACACAUUGUUCCUAAUGUGCUGUUGGCAAAGAGAGAGAGAAUGGUUUUACACCUCUGUCAGGAGUUGAUCCCCCUCAUAUUGUGUACAGCCUGCCUACAUCCCGAGCCUAAAGAGAGAGAUCAGCUUCUCCACAUACUUUUCAAUUUGAUCAAGAGACCAGAUGAUGAGCAAAGGCAAAUGAUACUGACAGGUUGUGUGGCAUUUGCACGUCAUGUUGGUCCAACACGUGUAGAAGCUGAACUUUUACCACAGUGUUGGGAACAGAUUAAUCACAAAUACCCAGAAAGAAGAUUGCUUGUGGCGGAAUCUUGUGGAGCACUGGCACCUUACCUUCCUAAAGAAAUCCGUAGCUCCUUGGUUCUUUCAAUGUUGCAACAGAUGUUAAUGGAAGAUAAGGCAGAUUUGGUAAGAGAAGCUGUGAUCAAAAGCCUCGGUAUCAUUAUGGGAUACAUUGAUGAUCCAGACAAAUAUCAACAGGGUUUUGAACUGUUGCUGUCAGCCUUGGGUGACCCCUCAGAAAGAGUAGUUAGUGCAACACAUCAAGUAUUUUUACCAGCUUAUGCUGCCUGGACUACAGAACUUGGAAAUUUACAGUCUCAUCUUAUACCUACAUUGCUGAACAAGAUUGAAAAACUUCUCAGGGAAGGAGAGCACGGGCUGGAUGAACAUAAGCUCCACAUGUAUCUGUCUGCCUUGCAGUCCUUGAUCCCAUCUCUCUUUGCAUUAGUGCUACAGAAUGCACCUUUCUCCAGCAAAGCCAAGCUUCAUGGUGAAGUGCCACAGAUAGAAGUGACUAGGUUCCCUCGGCCUAUGUCGCCUCUUCAAGAUGUGUCUACUAUUAUUGGAAGUCGUGAGCAAUUGGCAGUACUGCUACAACUUUAUGAUUACCAGCUGGAACACGAGGGUACAACAGGCUGGGAGAGUUUACUAUGGGUUGUCAAUCAAUUGUUGCCACAGCUUAUAGAAAUAGUUGGCAAAAUUAAUGUUACUUCAACUACCUGUGUCCAUGAAUUCUCCAGAUUUUUCUGGCGCCUUUGCCGGACAUUUGGCAAAAUUUUUACAAACACUAAGGUAAAACCUCAGUUCCAGGAGAUUUUAAGACUGUCUGAAGAAAAUAUUGAUUCCUCAGCAGGAAAUGGGGUCCUCACUAAAGCUACUGUCCCCAUUUAUGCAACAGGAGUCCUUACGUGUUAUAUUCAGGAAGAAGACCGAAAGCUGUUAAUUGGAUUCUUAGAAGAUGUAAUGACCUUGCUUUCAUUAUCUCAUGCUCCUCUUGAUAGCCUGAAAGCUUCUUUUGUGGAACUGGGUGCAAAUCCAGCCUACCAUGAGUUAUUGUUAACUGUUUUGUGGUAUGGUGUUGUCCAUACUUCAGCACUUGUGAGAUGUACUGCUGCUAGAAUGUUUGAGCUGUUGGUGAAGGGGGUGAAUGAAACUCUGGUAGCUCAGAGGGUUGUUCCUGCUCUCAUAACUCUCUCCAGUGACCCUGAAAUCUCUGUCAGGAUUGCCACAAUUCCAGCCUUUGGCACUAUUAUGGAAACAGUUAUUCAAAGAGAGUUGCUGGAAAGAGUGAAAAUGCAGUUGGCUUCUUUCCUGGAAGAUCCUCAAUAUCAAGACCAGUAUUCUUUGCAUACAGAAAUCAUAAAAACAUUUGGUAGAGUUGGGCCUAAUGCAGAACCAAGGUUCCGAGAUGAGUUUGUUAUACCACAUUUGCAUAAGUUAGCCUUGGUGAACAACUUACAAAUCGUGGAUUCUAAAAGACUGGAUAUUGCUACCCAUCUUUUUGAAGCCUACAGUGCACUUUCCUGUUGUUUCAUUUCAGAGGAUUUAAUGGUUAAUCACUUCUUACCUGGUCUCAGAUGUUUACGAAUUGACAUGGAACAUCUUUCUCCAGAGCAUGAGGUUAUUUUAACUUCCAUGAUAAAAGAAUGUGAACAAAAAGUAGAGAACAAGACCGUCCAAGAGCCUCAAGGCUCAAUGUCAAUUGCUGCAAGCUUAGUGAGUGAAGAUACAAAGACCAAGUUUUUGAACAAAAUGGGCCAGUUGACAACAUCAGGUGCCAUGUUGGCCAAUGUGUUUCAGAGAAAGAAGUAAAAGCAGGAAGGAAGCCCCCAGUAAACACUAAAUGGACCUCAAGCAGACUGGUUCCUUGUACUUGAAGUACUUGCCUUUUUUUAUUUCUUUUUUAUGUUCUUGCAUUAUAAUUUUAUCUUAACCUCCAAAGAUAUUUGCACUGCUUUUGAUUAUUGCUGUAUAUCUGUUGAUUUUGGAGUUACAACUGUGGUGAUAAAAAAUUGAGUUGAUAGUCUGUACCAAGUCCCUCCUCUGUGUUCUUGUCUUUCAGAAUAAUUUUAUAUAUAUAUAUAUAUACACACAUAUAUAUAUAUAUAUGGUUUUUUUUUAAUUUUUGGAUGGGAUAUUAGCAAAUAUCUGUAUGAUACACUAAGCUAUUACAGUGGUACUUAAAAUAAUGUAAAUUUGCAGUCAUUGUUAUAAAGUAAUAAAAGUGGAGAUUACUUAAGUAUUUAAAUUAUGAAAGAAUAAAGCAGACUUUUUAUUGUUUCUUAACUGACUAGAAAGAGCCACCAGCAUUACUCUGUGCCUUUUGGACUUCAGUUUGUGUGUCUGUAGGAGUUGUGUGCAUUCCAUUCACACAGUGUUUAUAAUACUGCAGUGAAUUUGAAUUGCAAAUCCUACAGUAAGUAGAUAAUAAUGAAACUUUCAAUAUUUCAGCACUCUCAUGAAUAUUCUUUAAGUGCUAUUUAAACCUCCCCAUCACUUACAUGCAUAUAAUGGACUUACCUGAGGAAACCCAGCACAGAAGCAUGGGGAGUGGUUAACCAAGGUGAAUUUUACAUACUGGUGUGUAGUAGAUUUAAAUUCUCAAAACUAAAUUUAAGUAAGAAGACCUAAUAAUUGUGACAUUUUUUCCCAAACCGAAAUACAGAAGAAAAUAAUGGUUUGAAUCUAAUAUUUAACACCUAUUUACAUAAAACAUUUUAUUAAGAUGUUUUCUAAUGAUUUUAAUUUCAGAGAUUAUCUUUUCAUUCUGUGUGUUACAGAGAAGUACAGAAAAGUUCAGGACAUUUGGGGGCUGCUUUUUUCCCUCUAAACUAAAAAUGACACUGGCUAAAUUAUUACUGGUUAGUCAUCACCUUGUCCCUUAAAGUCAGUGACUAUUCUUGUGUUUGAUAUAUAUUACAUAGAGUCUUAAGUCAGUGUACUGUUCCGCUGGAAUUUGACAGUUGUCUUUAAAGUAACGCAACUUGAAGUAGAAAAGAGUGGUCCUGGACAUAGAAGGGAGGUGGUUGGUUUAAGGGGUUAAUGUGAGGCCUUUUUGAAAAAUGCAUAUUUUGGUAAAGAGAAUUCUCUUUUGAGCACAGCUGAUACAAAUGGGUGAUUGUCAUGUUUGUUGUAUAAACUGGUUUAAUACACUUGGAACAUAGGUGGUUUAUAUUCACUUCCUGGGAAAGCUAGCUUACCACAUAUUAAAGCUUAUAAAAUAAGUUGCCAUAGGCAAAGCCAUUUAAAAAGUUUAUUCUGAAAUUAUUUCUUUUACCUACAGUGAAAUAAUUGUUAAGUAACUAGUCUUUACGGAAACUGUUGGAUUCUAGGCAUUCCUGAGAAAUUGAAAGUGGCUACCUUUCAUGUCAAAAAUGUUGAUCUAUUAUAAAUAAAAUGUUUUUGCAUACUU